AUGUCCUCUAUCAUAGACUACUCGCAGCCCCUCUCGGCCGUCCUCAAGGAGAGCACCAAGGAAGCCCACCAGAAUAUUGAGCAUAGUGAGGGCGCGGAGGCGCUACUACGGGGCGAGCUCGCCAGGGAGGAGUACGCUCGUUUCUUGAUCAUGCUGUGGUACAUCUACGAUGCGUUUGAGCGUGCUUUGGACCGCCACAGCACCCACCCAGUCCUGGAGCCCACCUACAACCCAGCCCUUCUUCAGCGUGCGCCCUCACUGGCUGCAGAUAUUGCAUACCUCCUUCAUCUCCCCCAGUCUUCAUGGAAGGUGCACCGGAUACAUUCCGAACUCAUGGCCAAUACCCCAGCGGCUCUUACUGAAUAUGUGACUCGGAUACAGGAUUUGGCCAAUUCAGCUGACCCCACUCCUCUGUUGGCACAUUCGUAUGUGCGGUAUCUUGGUGAUCUAAGCGGUGGUCAGACUAUUCGGCACACUUUGGCCAAAGCUUAUGCGCUCGAAGACAACAAGGGCUUGUCUUUCUACUCAUUUAAGGAGCUACAUUCUUCCAAGACAGCGUCUCUGGGGGAAAUGAAGCGUAUCAAAGACUGGUUCAGAAGGGGGAUGGACGCUGGUGCAGGUGCGAACCAGGCUGUGAAAGAAACUGUCUCCGAAGAGGCCAAGACUGUGUUCGCGCUCAAUAAUGGGAUAUUCGCUUCUAUGCAACCUGCCGCAGGGAUACCGAGUUCCAAGGAUCUUCUGGGCACUAUUAAAGGGGGGUCUUUGAGCGAACAGUCGUUUCCGCUAUCUACUGUCAUAUCUGUGCUUGCGGCAGUAUGUAUAGCCCAUUUCGUUCUAGUGGUUGGUGGUUUCAUGGGGGAAGAAGGUUACGCCAAGCUAUUGGCUGUGGAGGACUGGAUUGCUGCACUUUGGCAGGCCAAAUAAAUGGAUGUUUGGGUUUCUGGCAUUUAGGCACGGUAUGUAGACACUACGGUUAACAGCUUUCUAUAUUAGUUUUUUUGUUGAAGAUUGAUUCUGCCCAUCUUAUAUGGUAUUAAUAUCUACUACCAUUUAGAUAGCAGCAUGGCACAGUGGUAGUGCGCGGGGCCCAUAACUCCAAGGUCACUUGAUCGAAAGAAGUUGCUGCUAAAUGCUGGUUCCUAUUCAGAGCACUCUUUGAUUCUUGAAUGUUACGUAGUAACUAUUUGUGAUGCUUAUUAUUACAACGGGCGAUGGGUGUCGAGUGGCUCAGGUACAACGAAAG
Guyanagaster necrorhizus is the source of this 1243-nucleotide messenger RNA. RefSeq lists its product as uncharacterized. Gene Ontology annotation, molecular function: heme oxygenase (decyclizing) activity. The transcript has 4 exons. The coding region runs from base 1 to 924 and encodes 307 amino acids. Gene Ontology annotation, biological process: heme oxidation. The record is from RefSeq and is a predicted model, not a curated record. Lineage: Eukaryota; Fungi; Basidiomycota; Agaricomycetes; Agaricales; Physalacriaceae.